CUAAUUCAUCAUCAUCAGUUGUGUUCCUCUUCUUUUCUUCCCCUCAAGAAAUAGAAAUUAAUGGGAGAAGAAAACAACAUUACUAUUACUAAGGAACAGAGGAUGGUGGUGGCUGUCGACGAGAGUGAAGAAAGCAUGCAUGCUCUCUCUUGGUGUCUCACUAACCUCCUUUCCUCCUCCUCCUCCUCUGGCGCCACCACCACCACCCUCUACCUCCUCUACGUCAAACCCCCUCUCCCCGUCUAUUCCUCCCUCCAUCCCGCCGGUUACUUAUUCACGGGGGAUAUAGUGAGAAAAAUUGAGAACUACGGCAGAGAAUUAACCCAUUCUGUUAUGAGCAGAGCAGAGUCUGUUUACAGAAGCUACAACAUUAAUAAUAUUAAAGUGGAGAAGAAAGUGGGAACAGGGGAUGCCAAAGACGUGAUCUGCUUUGCCGUGGAGAAAUUGAAAGCGGAUGUCUUGGUUAUGGGAAGCCAUGAUUAUGGAUUCUUCAAGAGAGCUUUGCUUGGAAGUGUGAGUGAUUAUUGUGCUAAACAUGUAAAGUGCCCGCUGGUGGUUGUAAAAAGUCCAAAGAACUAAUAAAAUGAAUAUGAAUAUGAAUAUGAAGAAGAAGAUGAAGAAGAAUUUGUAGAGAGCUAUAAAUAAAAUGGGAUUCCGACUUGUUGUCUUCUUGUUUUCAUGAUUGAUCAGUUGUGUCCAAUGUUGUGGGGGCUGCUUAAUAAAUAUAAUUGAAGCACUUUUAUUGUGUAA
Impatiens glandulifera is the source of this 750-nucleotide messenger RNA. RefSeq names its product universal stress protein PHOS34-like. NCBI's taxonomy places the organism in Eukaryota, Viridiplantae, Streptophyta, Magnoliopsida, Ericales, Balsaminaceae. The transcript has 4 exons. The record is from RefSeq and is a predicted model, not a curated record. Bases 61 to 579 code for a protein of 172 amino acids.